This is a messenger RNA of Physella acuta, 2112 nucleotides long. Its product is annotated as synaptotagmin-12. NCBI's taxonomy places the organism in Eukaryota, Metazoa, Mollusca, Gastropoda, Physidae. Gene Ontology annotation, cellular component: exocytic vesicle; plasma membrane. The record is from RefSeq and is a predicted model, not a curated record. Gene Ontology annotation, molecular function: clathrin binding; calcium ion binding; SNARE binding. Gene Ontology annotation, biological process: synaptic vesicle endocytosis; calcium ion-regulated exocytosis of neurotransmitter.
AUGUGAGGGUCGGCAUUGUGUUUGAGACAGUGACCGCUCGUGGUGAAUAGAUAAUUAGCCAAGCGUGUUGAUUACGUGAUUGGAUUCGAUUUUAUGGCCGUCUAGAGAGACAUCUACAUCAGAACUGUCUCUUUUCCCGCCAUGAGUGACUGGGGAAUCGCCCUGCUCGUCAUCGUGUUGGUCGCCGUGGUGGCGGUGGCGCUGGGUGUCCUCUUCCGGUUGUUUGGUAUCUACCACCUGGCCUGGUGUCUGGGGUCAGACGAGGAGAAGGCCGGCCUGACCCAGCAUGAAAAAGUACACGGUUUUAUGGUGGGAUCUGACAGCUCAGAGUUCACGUUAGACACAGGCAACAAAUAUGCCCAAUACGACACCCUCAUCUCGAACCCUAAUCGUAACAACAGCCCCACCCAGGGCACUGAGCAGCAGCAGCAACAAGGUCAAGAUGAAAGCAAUCGCAGCAGUCCUGUCUCUGUAGGAACAUCUUCCAUUGGAUAUGCAAUAGCUCUUGGAGAGAAGGGAGUUUUCUCUGAAGUCAUUUACAUUGAUCGAGCCUCUGACAUGGAUCUGGGUCAUGGAAUCAGGCGAGCCGAGUCAUGUGACAGCGUAGCCUCUGAUUCCAGUGUCUUGGACAUGCAGCCAGAUAUGCCGAAAAUUGGACAGUUGGAAUUUGCUCUUGAAUAUGACAAGGAAGUUUCUGAACUGAUUGUUAGUAUCUUCCAAUGUCGAGAUCUAACUCCAAACCCUUAUUCUGGUACAUUAGAUACUUUCAUCAAAGGAAUUCUGAUGCCAGGAGGUGAUGACAAAUUUCAAACUAAGACUGUGAAAAACACCACAGAUCCUGUAUUUAAAGAAAGGUUUCUGUUCACUGUGGAGCCUGACCAUCUAUUGGGCAAGUCUCUUCAGCUGCAAGUUUUCUCAGUGGACAAAUACGCUAGGCAGAAAGUCAUUGGAGAAGCUGAUGUUAGGAUUGGGGAUGUGGAUCUCAACUUCCCCAUCAAGAUGUGGUUUAACUUGAGAGAUAUUGAUGAGAAACCCACAGAAUAUGGUGACAUUUUAUUUUCACUGAGUUAUUUGCCCACUGCAGAAAGGCUGACAGUAGUCAUAGUGAAAGCCAGGAGCCUCAAGUGGAAAGAUGGAAAAGAUUCAGGGGAUCCAUUUGUCAAAGUGUACUUGAUGCAGAAUGGAAAGAAGAUUAGUAAAAAGAAAACCACGGUUAAAAGAGGAGAGAAAAAUCCAAUUUUUAAUGAAGCCAUGAUCUUCUCUGUUCCUUCAACUGCAUUGCCUACUGUACAGUUGCGGAUUACUGUGGCUGAGUAUCAGUCUGAGAAUAGAACCCCUUCCCUAGGUCAUGUGAUUGUAGGGGCCCACACUUCAGGGACUGAAUCAACCCACUGGAACCAAAUGAUGACCUCUCUUCGUAAACCAGUUGCCAUGUGGCAUUUCUUAAGAAAAUAGCAUCUUAAUUAUUUUUUUACAAAACUAAAUACUUAUUGCUAACUUUAAGUACAUCUGGUAGUAUUUAAUACAAUUUUGAAAUUUUUUUGUAAUAAACAUAGCUACAAGCACCAUUUUUAAAAAUUAACAAAUUGUAACUGAAUGUUUUUAAUUUACUUUAAAACAGAUUGUACUUGGUGACUCAACAAAAGUGCUUUAUGGUUUAACUUAAGCCUUUUUCUACUUAUUCGUGAAAUGUCUUUAGAUUUUGAGAGCUGUUAGUCGGGACUAGAUAGAAAAAAGUCAUAACCAAACAUUUCUACAUGUCUAAUGCCACAACCUUCUUUAUGUGAUAGGCUAGACUUGAUCUAGUAGCACAAAGCAUUAAUUCUCUUGUUUUGUUAAUAUUGUUUUUGAAUUUUUUUCCCCCCAAAUGUUAUUCUGCAAUAUAUUUCUUUUUCUACUGCAAUCUACUACCAUAAAUUUGAUGUUAGGUCCAGUUGCAACAGGCCGUAGGCUACAAUUAUUUUUUUGUCUUGAUUUAAAAGAAAUGUGAUCAACUACUUAACUGGUUUUAUUUGCUAAUUAAUAUUUUGAGACAGAAGAAUUCUAUUGUACAUCUGUUUUAUGGGAUACUGGAAAGUUUAAUCUUACCUCAUAUCAAUGUUAUUUACAGUA